UGGAUGGGUGGGUCAGGGGUGGACUUUCUUUGUGUUCGGCGCCUGCCAGGAGGUGAAUGCCGCUCCCCCCCCUCCUGCCAGCCUUUACGGUAAGGCAUCCUGGCGUGCUGGUUUUCCCCGACACCCAUUUGCCCGAACGUGUGAAUGCUUCGGAUGGGCAGCCGGCCCUUUGAUCCUUGGUCUCGAACGGGAAGGUAACUGGCAUUGUGGAACUUCACCAUUUACUCCAAGAUGGCAGGCCUUGUGUCUCAAAGUUUGGUAACAUAUGUGGAAGAAGAAAAUGUUCCUGCUUUGAAAGCACUUCUUGAGAAAUGCAAAGAUGUAGAUGAGCGGAAUGAGAAUGGUCAGACUCCAUUAAUGGUAGCUGCCGAGCAAGGCAAUUUAGAAAUUGUCGAAGAAUUAAUAAAAAAAGGUGCCAACUGCAACUUGGAAGAUUCCGAUAACUGGACAGCCCUUAUUUCAGCAGCUAAAGAAGGGCAUGCUGCCGUUGUGGCAGAGCUACUUAGUUGUAACGUGAACAUUGAACAUCGAGACAUGGGGGGAUGGACAGCCCUUAUGUGGGCAUGUUACAAAGGCCGUACAGAAGUAGCAGAACUGCUUCUUGAAAGAGGAGCCAAUCCAAACAUCACUGGACUGCAAUACAGUGUCUAUCCAAUAAUUUGGGCAGCAGGACGGGGCCACUCUCAUAUCGUAGAACUCCUGCUACAAUACGGAGCGAAAGUCAACUGCUCUGACAAGUAUGGUACCACACCGUUGAUUUGGGCAGCAAGAAAGGGUCACCUGGAAUGCGUGAAAUACUUGUUGCAUAUGGGAGCAGAUGUUGAUCAAGAAGGAGCUAAUUCCAUGACUGCACUUAUUGUCGCAGUAAAAGGUGGUUUCACAGAUUCGGUGAAAGAAAUCCUGAAAAGGAACCCCAAUGUAAACCUAACCGAUAAAGACGGAAACACAGCUUUGAUGAUUGCUGCAAAGGAGGGGCACACAGAAAUAGUGCAGGAUCUCCUGGAUGCAGGAACCUAUGUGAAUAUUCCUGACAGAAGUGGAGAUACUGUGCUCAUUGGUGCUGUCAGAGGUGGUCAUGUGGAAAUAGUGAGAGCUUUACUCCAUAAAUAUGCUGACAUAGACAUUAGAGGUCAGGACAGCAAAACUGCUUUAUAUUGGGCUGUGGAGAAGGGAAAUGCUACAAUGGUGAGAGAUAUCUUGCAGUGCAAUCCAGACACUGAAAUAUCCACCAAGGAUGGAGAAACCCCUCUUAUAAAGGCAACGAAGAUGAGAAACAUUGAAAUAGUUGAGCUUCUGCUUGACAAAGGAGCGAAAGUUUCAGCUGUAGAUAAGAAAGGAGAUACUCCGCUCCAUAUUGCUAUUCGUGGCAGAAGCCGCAGGCUAGCAGAACUGCUUUUAAGAAAUCCAAAAGAUGGCAGACUUCUUUACAGGCCCAAUAAAGCUGGAGAGACACCUUAUAACAUUGACUGUAGCCACCAGAAAAGCAUUUUGACUCAGAUAUUUGGAGCUAGACACUUAUCACCAACUGAAUCUGAUGGAGAUAUGCUGGGCUACGAUCUUUAUAGCAGUGCACUAGCUGAUAUUCUUAGUGAACCAACUAUGCAGCCACCCAUCUGUGUUGGACUGUAUGCCCAGUGGGGAAGUGGGAAAUCCUUUCUGCUCAAGAAACUUGAAGAUGAAAUGAAAACUUUUGCGGGACAGCAGAUUGAACCAUUGUUCCAGUUUUCAUGGCUUAUUGUAUUCCUUACUCUUCUGUUGUGUGGAAGCCUUGGUUUAUUGCUCGCAUUCACCGUAGAUGCAAAACUUGGAAUAGCCAUGGCAUUGAGCUUGCUGGCCCUACUCUAUGUGUUUUUUACGGUGAUAUAUUUUGGUAGCCGAAGAGAAGGAGAGAACUGGAACUGGGCAUGGGUCCUCAGCACGAGGUUGGCGAGGCAUAUUGGCUACAUGGAGCUGCUGCUUAAACUCAUGUUUGUGAACCCACCUGAGCUGCCUGAGCAAACUACCAAAGCCUUACCUGUGAGAUUUUUAUUUACUGAUUAUAAUAGACUGUCCAGCGUAGGCGGUGAAACUUCAAUGGCUGAGAUGAUUGCCACGCUUUCAGAUGCCUGUGAGAGAGAAUUUGGUUUCUUAGCAACACGCCUUUUUCGAGUUUUCAAGACUGAAGAGACGCAAGGCAAAAAGAAAUGGAAGAAGACUUGUUGUCUCCCGUCCUUCGUUAUCUUCCUCUUCAUUCUCAGCUGUAUUGUAGCUGGGGUUACUCUUAUAGCUUAUUUUAAAGUGAAUCCUGAAAACAUGACAGUGAAUGCUGUUUUGAUCUCAGUGGUCUGUGUUGUGGGCUUGGGCUUCCUCUUGAAUUGUCGCACAUGGUGGCGUGUCAUGGACUCGGUCCUAAAUUCGCAGAGAAAACGGCUCCAUAAUGCUGCUUCGAAGCUACACAAGCUGAAGAGUGAGGGAUUUAUGAAAGUUCUGAAAUGUGAAGUGGAGCUGAUGGCAAAGAUGGCAAAAACCAUUGAUAGCUUCACUCAGAAUCAGACUAGACUUGUGGUGAUCAUGGACGGAUUGGAUGCAUGUGAACAGGACAAAGUCUUGCAGAUGCUUGACACCGUUCGAGUCCUGUUUUCAAAAGGGCCAUUCAUUGCCAUUUUUGCUAGUGAUCCGCACAUUAUUAUAAAGGCAAUUAAUCAGAAUCUGAACAGUGUGCUACGAGACUCAAAUAUAAAUGGGCACGAUUAUAUGAGAAAUAUAGUCCACUUACCUGUCUUUCUUAAUAGCCGUGGGCUCAGUAGUGCCAAAAGGAUGAUGGUAGCUGCGACCACCAAUGGAGAUGUUCCAUACUCAGAUAGUUCAGGAUUCCAUGAAGAAGUUGAUCGAAGAGUGUCACAGAAUAGCUUAGGAGAUGUGACCAAGCUCGGAAGCAAAACAGCUCUCAACAGACGGGAUACUUACAGAAGAAGACAAAUGCAGCGUACCAUUACACGUCAAAUGUCUUUUGAUCUGACCAAGUUAUUAGUUACAGAAGACUGGUUCAGUGACAUCAGCCCACAGACAAUGAGGCGAUUGCUCAAUAUUGUUUCUGUAACAGGCCGUUUAUUGAGAGCUAACCAGAUCACUUUCAACUGGGAUAGAUUGGCUAGUUGGAUAAAUCUGACAGAGCAAUGGCCAUACAGGACAUCGUGGAUCAUACUCUAUUUGGAAGAAACAGAUGGAGUAGCAGAUCAAUUAACCUUAAAAACUAUCUAUGACAGAAUUUCAAAGAAUAUUCCAACGACUAAAGAUGUUGAACCGCUACUUGAAAUCGACGGGGAUAUUCGAAACUUUGAAGUAUUUUUGUCUUCACGAACUCCAGUCCUUGUAGCACGUGAUGUUAAAACCUUUUUACCUUGUACAGUGAACCUUGAUCCAAAGCUCCGAGAAAUCAUUGCAGAUGUCCGUGCUGCGAGAGAUCAAGUUAACAUUGGGGCUAUCCCAUAUCCCACAUUGCCUUUACAAGAGGCGGCUCCUAGAGCAUCAUCGGUAUUUAGUCAGCCAUCGUCAGCCUGCUCUUCAACACACUCCUUUAAUGGGCCUUUCAAUGCAGGAGUUGUAUCACCACAACCUCACAGCAGCUACUACAGUGGAAUGACAGGACCUCAGCAUCCUUUCUAUAACAGGCCAUUCUUUGCCCCAUAUGUUUACAUGCCAAGGUAUUACCCUGGUAGCUCUCAUCUCACCUCACGUCCAUCAUUAAAAUCGUGUUUGUCCAGGGAACAGAACAGUGGCCUAGAUAUUAUCAAGGAGGAUGCUGGUGAAUGGCUUCCUUCUCCCACAGACCCCUCAAUGCAAUGUAAGACUGGUUUAAACAGACAAAGACAGGGAACAGGCUCAGGCCCCUCUCAUGUGCCUUUGAGCUCGAUGACCGUUGAUGCAGUGUGUGAAAAACUGAAGCAGAUAGAAGGACUGGAUCAAACCAUGCUGGCUCAGUACUCCGCAACUAUAAAGAAGGCAAAUAUAAAUGGCCGUGUUUUAGCACAGUGCAACAUUGAUGAAUUGAAGCGAGAGAUGAACAUGAAUUUUGGUGACUGGCAUCUCUUCAGAAGUGCGGUCCUUGAAAUGAGAAAUGCAGAAAGUCAAGCUGUCCAUGAAGAUUCUCGGGCAGCGAAUGAGCAUGCUAGUGCAAUUCCUCAUAAUGAUCUUGCUCGUCGCCCUGCACUGAAUAGCGAGUUGCCUCACACUGAACUUACUGCUCUUCCUGGUCAAGCGCCUUACGCUCUCAAUUUCAGCUUUGAAGAGCUGAACACUAUCGGUCUAGAAGAAGCCCCACCCCGUCAUAGUAACUUAAGCUGGCAGUCACAAGCCCACCGAACUCCAAGCCUUUCAAGCCUCAAUUCUCAAGAUUCUAGUAUUGAAAUUUCAAAGCUUACUGACAAGGUACAGGCAGAAUAUAGAGAUGCAUAUAGGGAAUAUAUUGCUCAGAUGUCCCAGUUAGAAGGGGGUGCAAGUUCUAGCACUGUGAGUGGUAGAUCUUCCCCACAUAGCUCAGCAGCCUUCUACAUGGGCCAGAGCACCUCCACAGGCUCCCUGCAUUCCAGGGAACAAGAUAAGGGAAAAGAUCCUGAACAAAAACAAGAUGAUGGAAGAAAGGCCUUCUUGAUUAAACGCAACGAUGUCACAGAUUAUAGCAAUUCAGGUGUAUCAACUAAUGAUGCCUCUCCAUUGGAUCCCAUUACGGAAGAAGAUGAAAAGUCAGAUCAGUCCGGAUCCAAGCUUCUUCCAGGGAAGAAAUCGUCGGAGAGAACCAGCAUUUUCCAGGCUGCAGAUCUAAAGUUGAAAGGGGUAGCUAUGCGCUAUCAAAAGCUUCCAAGUGAUGAAGACGAGUCUGGAACAGAAGAAUCUGAUAACACUCCCCUUCUUAAGGAAGGUAAAGAUAAAAAAGCAGAGGGGAAAACAGAGAAGCAGCCAAAAUCUCCUGAGCAUGGAGCAGAGCCCAUCAGAACCUUGAUUAAAGCAAAGGAGUACUUGACAGAUGCUCUUCUGGACAAGAAGGAUUCCUCUGACUCCGGGGUGCGAUCCAAUGAAAGCUCUCCAAACCAUUCUCUCCAUAACGAUGGUGACGACUCCCAGCUUGAGAAAGCAAAUCUUAUUGAACUGGAAGAUGAUAGCCGUGGCGGGAAGAGAGGAAUUCCCCAUAGCUUGAGUGGUCUUCAAGACCCAACCAUGGCACGCAUGUCUAUUUGCUCUGAAGAUAAGAAAAGCCCUUCAGACAGCAGCUUAAUAGCAAGCAGUCCUGAAGAGAACUGGCCGGCCUGCCAGAAAGUCUACAAUUUAAAUCGCACACCUAGUACAGUCACCCUCAACAACAACAGUGCACAAACCAACAGGGGCAAUCAAAAUUUUGAGGAGCCUGAUAGUAUCCGAGAGCCUUCUCAGAUUGUUCUGCGUCCUGGAUCAAGUUCAAAUUCUGUGGCAGUACAUAAUGAUAACCUUAAAGGCGUGGCUCACAAACGCAGCCAACGUUCAGGUUAUGCCAGGCUUUCUAAAGAAGCUUCUGAGCUCCUUACCGUUACUGGCUCUGAUGCUGCAGGCUUUGGAGAAGAGAGAGAGAGUAUUCUUUAAAAGAGAGUCGGGUUAAAAUAAGGCUGCCGGAACAAUCAUGUCUCAUUCUUCAAACACUCCUCCCUUGUUUAAUAGAGCCUGAUUGAGCUUAUCCAUGUCUGUUGCUAUGGCUUAGUUCCCUGACCUCCCCCAGCUCACAUGGUCGUUAUCCCAGAAAACAGAAUGUUCAGUUUAGCCAAGGUUAAGCAUGUCUUAAUUUCCUGUAGAUUUCAGAGCGAUAGAUGUAAGCAUAUGAUUGAAAUUGGUGGGAUAAUAGCCAAAAUAUUAGAGCGUAUCCUUCUCAGAAAUAAUGAUGGAUCAAAUUCCAUAUUCCAUAUGAUGGAAAGGGGGGAAACCCUUUUAAAAUAUAGAUGAAUUCAUGGAAACACAUCUGAAUAGUUUAUCUCUAUCUCAUAAGACCCAGUGUUUUGAUUUCUUUUUAAAAACAUCCACUGGGAAAGAAAGGGAAGGAAUUUAUCAUGCCAAAGUAAAGUAAAAGGCUAGAAUAGUUUAAGCCCAAUAUCCACAGAAAUCAUUGCUAACUUAAAGUUUCAUGUUCUUGAAAGUAUUGAUGGUGUGAGUAUUGAUUCAAGACGUUUAAAAUGUAGCUCUUACUAAUUCUUUUUAGGUGAAACUGUCUCGGGGAGGUCCCAGUGGGUGACAGUUUGAUCAAGUUUUAAAACAGUUACUGCAUGGUGAACAAUUGUGGCCGAGGUUAGAAUGUAUUUGGCUGGAUUUUCUGCUCAUUUUUAGUGGUGUGUAUGAGUAGUAUUAAAUAAACAGUACAGUCUAGCUGUGACCAUGGUGUUAUUCGGAGCAGUAUUUGGAUGUAGACUUUUGAAAAUGUUAUGGAUAUUUAUGGUUUUUAAAAUGGCAUUUGAUUAAUAGGUUUUAUCUGAUUGUAGAAUGCAAAAAGGAGUGGGAGGUUAUCAUUACCUCAGUAGUAAGUAAAAAAAAUCUAAUAUUUGCCUCUGUGUAGCAAAACAGCACAUAAUUGUGUCCUUCCAAUUUUAAUGUGUUUCUGAUGUCAGUAAUCUGUACGGCUGUCAAAAUGUGCAUGGUUUUGAAUACCAUUGAUGAGAUGCAUGUAUUGCACUAGUAGAGAGAAGACAAUAAAGUAACAGGCAUGCUGCUCU
This is a messenger RNA of Pogona vitticeps (central bearded dragon), 6707 nucleotides long. Lineage: Eukaryota; Metazoa; Chordata; Lepidosauria; Squamata; Agamidae. The record is from RefSeq and is a predicted model, not a curated record.